CUUCACUUCAUCCUCACACUGUUUCUCUUUCCUCCUCCGUCUGUACCGUUGUCUCUUUCCGGCAAACUUCUUUUUUUCGUCGGAUCAAAAUGGCGUCAAGGAGUUACGUUGCCGGUUUCGCGUUAUUCACAUUUGUUUUCACAGUCGUCUCGUCUCUCGCCGGCGCUCAAUCUCUAGCUCCGGCUCCUGCUCCCACCAGUGAUGGGACAUCGAUAGAUCAAGGGAUUGCGUAUCUGCUAAUGGUGGUGGCGUUGGUGUUGACUUAUCUCAUUCAUCCUCUAGAUGCAUCUUCUUCCUACAGCUUCUUCUGAUUUGUCUCUUCAUUCAGUUUUUUUUUGUGUGGAUAAAAAAAAUCCGGAGUAUGGUUUUAUUAAUUUGCUCAUGAUUUAUGUUUUUUGUCUUGAUUAUGAUUAUGAUGAUGAUGAUUCCUGGAGAUUGAAUCUCUGCAUGUUUUCCAUCAGAUUAUGAUGAUGAUUGAUGAUUCCUUUUCUUUCAUAUUCAAUUUAUUUAUCGUUUACC
This is a messenger RNA of Eruca vesicaria subsp. sativa (arugula), 519 nucleotides long. The record is from the annotation of a GenBank genome assembly. Lineage: Eukaryota; Viridiplantae; Streptophyta; Magnoliopsida; Brassicales; Brassicaceae.